CCGGCUCCGUCCAUGUUCUGCUCACCUUCGUUGACGGCACCUUCAUCUUCUCACCAACUCUCACCGCUGUUCAGAGCGCCGCCAUGAUUUUGGAUCUUCCCCCGGAGAUGCGUCUUCGCAUAUACGAAUAUCUGCUGGCCGCCAUCCCACUCUCUACUCCGCCCUCGCAAUUCACCGGUCUGCUCUUUUCGUGUCGACAAAUACGUCAUGAACUGGAGUAUCUUGUGGUCACACGUAUGCGAGCCCAUUUUCUCGACAUCCAACAACGAUGUGCUGCAAUGGAUAACGAUAUCAUCUUCGCGCCCAUGACCACAUUCAACGAUGUGUACAACCUGAAGGUGUUCCGCGUCCCAUGCCCAAGGCUUUUCAACCGCAACGACCCUUUCAUGGCGCUAUUCUAUCUGUAUCUAGGUACUUUCACGAUCAAGCUAAGACGCGCCGCUUUCGAGAAUGGCCUUGAUGAUGCGGUUGCCUACCUUCAAGCACCCACCGUGUACGUUAGGAAGCGGCCCCCAUCCGCCAAAUAUGAUCCGACCUUCCCAGGCUCUGUCUCGGUGGAAACCCGAUGGCAUUUCAGAUACAACUACAAUCUCAACCGGUGGAUCGGUAGGCGCGGUCCAAACGAGAACACGCCGGCUGCAAGGCGCAUCAUUUGCGAGUGGUCUACAGAACCCACCGUGGGACGAGAGGGAAGGUUGUGUAUCAUUACUGCUAGGAUCAUGGACGUCGAGGGACUAUGGAAGGCGGAGGUGUUAGAAGGUGAGAUGGAGGGGAUGUUGGUGGGUGUGGAAUACUCCAGGACGGUCAAAAACGGUGGAGAUCGCAUCUCACGCCUCCCACCCGCCUUGAUCAUUGGUCUUCGCGAUGAAGCUCGCGAUCCAUCUUCGCAUAUCAGUGGAAACAUUGACGAAUAA
Messenger RNA from Periconia digitata, 914 nucleotides. The record is from the annotation of a GenBank genome assembly. Lineage: Eukaryota; Fungi; Ascomycota; Dothideomycetes; Pleosporales; Periconiaceae.